Messenger RNA from Paramecium tetraurelia, 640 nucleotides. RefSeq lists its product as uncharacterized. The transcript is spliced from 5 exons. NCBI's taxonomy places the organism in Eukaryota, Ciliophora, Oligohymenophorea, Peniculida, Parameciidae. Gene Ontology annotation, molecular function: calcium ion binding. The record is from RefSeq and is a predicted model, not a curated record.
AUGAAUAGACAAUAAUAGGAAGCUGCUCAAAUUCUACUAAAACGAGUUCGUGAUGCUUUAUAAGCAAGGGGAUCGAAAACAAUUAGACAGUUGGGUGUUUGCUUUAGAUGUCUUGAUUCAUAUGAUGGGAAUAGGAAAUUGGACAAAAAUGAGUUGAAAGUGGGUCUAGCUGAGAAUGGAGUUUAGUUGUCUUGGAAUGAAGUUGACAUCUUAUUUGCUGCUAUGGAUAGGGAUAGGAGCGGAACUAUAGAUUUUGAUGAAUUCUUAGUUUCCAUAAGAGGUUAAUUGAAUCCAACUAGAAAGGCUAUAGUAGAUCAGGCUUUCAGAAAAUUCGAUAAAACAGGAGAUGGAUACAUUACAGCGGAUGAUUUAAAAGGUGUUUACAAUACUAAAAUGCAUCCUAAGGUUAAGAAUGGACAGAUGACAGAGAAUCAGGUUUUCGAAGAAUUUCUUGUUAAUUUUGGAGAUGUGGAUAGGAAUGGGUAAUUGACUUAUUAGGAGUGGUGUGAUUAUUAUGCUGCAGUAUCAGCUUCAGUGGACAAUGACGAACAUUUUGUUUUGUUAAUGAAAAUGGCUUGGAAAUUAUGACACCGAUUCAUCAUUGUAUAAUUUUUAGAUUAUUUUUAUUAUUCAUUAAAUC